This is a messenger RNA of Rosa rugosa (rugosa rose), 1759 nucleotides long. RefSeq names its product WD repeat-containing protein LWD1-like. The coding region runs from base 360 to 1496 and encodes 378 amino acids. The transcript is spliced from 5 exons. Gene Ontology annotation, cellular component: nucleus. The record is from RefSeq and is a predicted model, not a curated record. Gene Ontology annotation, molecular function: protein binding. NCBI's taxonomy places the organism in Eukaryota, Viridiplantae, Streptophyta, Magnoliopsida, Rosales, Rosaceae.
GACCAUUAGCUCAUCACACCUUCACCUUCCCUUCUCGAUCUCAUGUUUGAAUUUGAAAUAUCCCAGAACUACUUAUAUCUUUAUACACAAGCUGUAGCUUUGCUAACUUUCGACCACCGAUCCAUAUAAUAAAACCCGUGCCAAUUCCCAUAACUUUCAGACACCCCAUUCUUUAUGACCUUAUAGCUGCUCCCUCUUUAAUUGGAAGUGAUAAGAAAUAUCACAUGUUCUGUAAUGAGCUAUCCCAUAGCUACUGCAACUUCCUUUGAACAGUUUGUCAAAGGAGUUCCACAGCUCCGUUUUAUGCAUGCAAGAGAAACUUGUAGCCGGCCACUGAUGUUGCAGAUGAGAGUUCAUUGAUGUGGCUUAAGUUCAUGAAUCUUUUCCAGAAAAAUUUGUUAGGCCGAGGACCACCUUCAUGUGUCAUUCUUCACAGUGGAGAAAGGUCGUCACAAAUUUCCAACUGCUUAUUAGUGAACUCCACCAUCAUGCAAAGUCCAGCAGAGAAAAAACCAGGCGUCUACACCUACGUGAGUCAAUGGCCAAUCUACUCCUUGGCUUGGUCAGUUCGCCAAGACAAGCCUUCACGCCUCGCCAUAGGAAGCUUCAUCGAAGAGUACAGCAACAAGGUCGAACUCGUCCAAUUCAACCCGUCCACCUCCGACUUCACCACUGAUAAUCGCCUCAUUUUCGACCACCCAUAUGCCCCCACAAACGUCAUGUUCUUCCCUUCCGGGGCGGCCACCAAUCCAGACCUCAUAGCCACCUCCGGUGACUACUUACGCAUUUGGGAGAUCCAUGACGACCGAAUUGAGCUCAGGUCCCUGCUCAAUGGGAACAUGAGCAGCGAGUUCAACUCGGCCAUAACAUCAUUUGAUUGGGCCGAGUUUGACACUCGACGUGUGGCAACAUCAAGUGUCGACACAACCUGUACGAUUUGGGACAUUGAAAGGGAGGCCGUGGACACCCAACUGGUAGCUCAUGACAAAGAAGUAAAUGACAUUUCUUGGGGUGGAUUCAAUGUAUUUGCUUCUGCUUCUGGGGAUGGCACUGUUCGGAUAUUUGACCUAAGAGACAAAGAGAGGUCGACCAUAGUAUACGAGAACCCUGCUCAAGAUGGGUCAUUGUUGAGGCUAGAAUGGAACAAACAAGACCCAAGGUUCAUAGCCACGGUUGGAAUGGAUAGCAACAGGGUGGUGAUAUUGGACAUUAGGUUUCCCACAGCACCAUUGAUGGAGCUCAAAAAGCAUGGAGCUAGUGUGAAUGCCAUUUCUUGGUCGCCACGCAUGGGGCACCAGCUAUGUUCUGUGAGUGAUGAUUCAAGGGCUAUGAUAUGGGAGGUGGUGAGAUCCGGAUUUGGAUCCGAUGGGGCGGACAUGGAGCCGGAGAUGUGGUAUGGAGUGACGGCUCAGAUUAAUCAAGUGCGGUGGUCACCUGUGGAGUUGGAUUGGGUUGCCAUUGCUUUCUUGAACAAGUUGCAGCUAUUGAAGGUUUAGAAUAAUUGUAUGGUAAAGGUUUGAUGGCAAUUCCAAGUUACGUGGUAACAGUAGCUAGAGUUGUGUAAUUACUAAUGGAAAUGAAAUGGUGACUAAUUUGACUAUGAGCAAGUUCACAUGUUGGGUCACUGAAUUUGUUCACCUCCUUUUUAAUGUUUGUUUUCACCUUUUGGUCAGCUCUCUAGAUUGGGACACUAUUAAUUCAAUAUUUUAUUAAUUUAUUUAUUUUUUAAAGAGAAAUAAUAUAUUAAAAUAUUUAGUUA